UUGGAUUCCAGGCAAGUGUGUUUGCUUUAGCUAUAAGAAUUGGUCUAGCUGGGGUGGUAGAAGGUUAUAGAUUUCGCAGGAUAGGAAGAAGAAACAAAACAGGGAUAGGGGGCUACGAGUUCUACGAACGAAUUGGGGGAGGGGGGGCAUAGAACAGAUCAAAGUGGCUUCUGGAACAAGAAGAAGAACUACAAAGCUGCCAACUAAAGAUUUUAGUAUGGAGCUCCGCGAGCGUUACAGAUAUCAAAGGCUUUCUGGGCGAUGGCUGGCAGGGCGAGCGAGCAUUGAUCGACUGGAGGCGCUCGAAUGGGAUUUGCUGAGAAGGGCCAGCAAGCGCAGAUGGUUGACGAUCUGGAAGAGGAGAUAAUGGAAGAAGAACUCGCCGCGCGCGCGGCAGAGCUUACACCAGCUGGAAAAAUAAGUCAGUGUGGAUCAAGCGAAGAAAGGAAAGGGGGCUUGUCUGUCUGGCUGUGCACAUUGGAUUCCCUCCCCCCUCUUCACUGUCACAAUUAGGCGUGGUUUUAUUUCUUCCUUUUUUCCCCUCUUUUAUUAAUUUUUUUAUUUUCGCUCUCAUGAGUGUUUCCCUUUUUUUUGUUGCGUUUCUCUUUUUCUUUAUAAAAUUCUUUUUCUUUCCUUUUGGUGGAAGCCCUAGCCCUAAUUUUUUAGGUUGUGUCCACGCUGGCAGAAAAAUACGGUUGCCGGCUGACAGUUCAGCGGGCGUUUCAACCGCCGUUUCGCGUUGAAGAUGGCGGCGGUUGCCGCGGUAAAACGGGUAAAACCGGCGCUCCCGCUGCGAACGCUGGUGCUUUUUACCGCGCCGGGCCUGCGCUUUUUACAGUAACCGCCGCAUCGGUAUAAAAGGAGCAGCGCAGUUCCGAGGAACUCGUUGCCUCGUCGUCGUUGCGCUCGUUUCGUCCAAUUCUAGAUUCGUUCGUCGUCCGGCCAAGAUGAGAGAGUGCAUCUCGAUCCACAUUGGCCAGGCCGGCAUCCAGAUUGGAAAUGCGUGCUGGGAGCUCUUCUGCCUGGAGCAUGGCAUCCAACCUGAUGGCCAAAUGCCAAGCGACAAGACAAUCGGAGGAGGCGACGAUGCAUUCAACACCUUUUUCAGCGAGACCGGCGCGGGGAAGCACGUCCCACGCUGCGUGUUCCUGGACCUGGAGCCGACUGUGAUCGACGAGGUCCGGACCGGAACGUAUCGCCAACUCUUCCACCCCGAGCAGCUCAUCAGCGGAAAGGAAGACGCGGCCAAUAACUUCGCUCGAGGACACUACACAAUUGGGAAAGAGAUUGUCGAUCUCUGCCUCGAUCGAGUACGGAAGCUGGCGGACAACUGCACCGGGCUGCAAGGAUUUCUCGUGUUCCACGCAGUCGGGGGUGGCACCGGCUCCGGCCUGGGCUCCCUCCUCUUGGAGCGCCUCUCGGUGGACUACGGCAAGAAGUCCAAGCUGGGAUUCACCAUCUAUCCCUCGCCGCAAGUCUCCACGGCCGUGGUGGAGCCAUACAACAGCGUUCUUUCGACGCACUCGCUGCUCGAGCACACAGACGUGGCCGUUAUGCUCGACAACGAGGCCAUCUACGAUCUGUGUAGACGAUCUCUCGACAUCGAGCGGCCGACUUACACCAACUUGAACAGAUUGGUCUCGCAGGUGAUCUCGUCUCUCACUGCCUCUCUACGCUUUGACGGUGCUCUCAACGUGGAUAUCACCGAGUUCCAGACCAACCUGGUGCCAUACCCGCGCAUUCACUUCGUGCUCUCGUCGUACGCGCCGGUUAUCUCCGCCGAGAAGGCCUACCACGAGCAGCUGUCGGUGUCCGAGAUCACAAACACGGCGUUCGAGCCGGCGUCGAUGAUGACCAAGUGCGACCCGCGCCACGGCAAAUACAUGGCCUGCUGCCUCAUGUACCGCGGCGACGUCGUCCCAAAGGACGUCAACUCCGCGGUGGGAACCAUCAAGACCAAGAGGACGAUCCAGUUUGUGGACUGGUCGCCCACCGGGUUCAAAUGCGGUAUCAACUAUCAGCCCCCGACUGUGGUUCCCGGCGGUGAUCUCGCCAAAGUCCAGCGUGCCGUGUGCAUGAUCUCAAACUCCACCAGCGUUGCCGAGGUGUUCUCGAGGCUGGAUCACAAGUUUGAUCUCAUGUAUGCCAAGCGCGCGUUCGUGCACUGGUAUGUUGGCGAGGGGAUGGAGGAGGGGGAGUUUUCCGAGGCCCGCGAGGAUCUGGCAGCUCUGGAGAAGGAUUACGAGGAAGUUGGCGCCGAGUCCGCUGAUGGCGAGGGAGAGGACGAAGGUGAGGAGUAUUAGCUAUAUUUUUUCCUCUUCUUUUUUCUUCCUUUCAUAGCUACAAGAACUAGAAAUAGUGCAGAGAAAGAAAAGCCAAAUUGUAUUAUUACCACAAGGAAUAAAUGCAUACGUUUUCUAAAUUG
Molecule: messenger RNA, 2425 nt
Organism: Selaginella moellendorffii
Lineage: Eukaryota; Viridiplantae; Streptophyta; Lycopodiopsida; Selaginellales; Selaginellaceae
Product: tubulin alpha chain
Exons: 4
Coding region: 948-2303 (451 amino acids)
Biological process (GO): mitotic cell cycle; microtubule cytoskeleton organization
Cellular component (GO): microtubule; cytoplasm
Molecular function (GO): GTP binding; structural constituent of cytoskeleton
Source: RefSeq, a predicted model, not a curated record